AUAAGACCAAAUGAUAAGAAAAAACACUAGUAGUAGGAUCCAACGCAACACAACACAACACAACACUCAUUCGGACCAAAACAGUGGUUAGCUACAAAACAAAACGCAGCCCUUUUUGAAGCGUCUUUUAAACGCACGCCGCGUAUCUGCCACUUUCUCUCUCAGCUUCUUCUUUCUCUGUUUCAUUUCGUGCGCGUAUUACAGCAAUGAGCAUCUCAUCACUGCGUUUCGAUUCUCGCACACUAUGCACUCCUCAAUCUCAACACCCAUUCACUUUCCACAAUCGUUUUACUCCAAACGUCGUCGUUUGCGCCGCCAAGCCAGUUACAUCUCCUCCUACUAAACUCACCGCCGCCGUUCCUCUCGCCGCUCGAAUCGAGUCACUUAGUCAGGUUUCCGGUGUUCUCGGUUGUCAAUGGGGUGAUGAGGGAAAAGGAAAGCUUGUUGAUAUCUUAGCUCAACACUUCGAAAUCGUUGCUCGUUGUCAGGGUGGAGCUAAUGCUGGGCAUACCAUUUAUAAUUCGGAGGGGAAAAAGUUUGCCCUUCAUCUUGUUCCUUCUGGUAUCCUUAAUGAGGAUACACUGUGUGUUAUUGGUAAUGGUGUUGUAGUACACCUGCCGGGGUUGUUUCAAGAGAUUGACAACCUUGAAUCGAAUGGGGUCUCUUGCAAGGGAAGGAUAUUGAUUUCAGAUCGGGCUCACCUCUUGUUCGAUUUCCACCAAACAGUGGAUGGGCUGAGAGAAGCUGAGCUCUCUAAAUCUUUCAUUGGCACCACCAAGAGAGGCAUUGGACCGUGCUACUCUAGCAAAGCUAACCGUAAUGGGAUUAGAGUUGGUGAUUUGAGGUACAUGGAAACUUUACCUCAGAAGCUUGAUCUUUUGUUAUCAGAUGCAGCAUCGAGGUUCAAAGACUUUAAGUAUGGUCCGGAUGUGUUAAGGGAAGAAGUUGAGAAAUACAAGAGGUACGCUGAAAGGUUGGAACCCUAUAUUGCUGAUACCGUGCAUGUCAUGAAUGAAGCCAUAACACAAAAGAAGAAGAUCUUGGUUGAAGGAGGACAAGCAACCAUGUUGGACAUUGAUUUUGGCACUUAUCCCUUUGUUACUUCUUCUAGCCCAUCAGCUGGCGGGAUAUGCACCGGUCUUGGUAUUGCUCCAAGAGUAGUUGGUGACUUAGUAGGAGUGGUGAAAGCAUACACUACAAGAGUUGGUUCUGGUCCUUUUCCAACUGAAAUUUUGGGUCCAGGAGGUGAUCUCCUCAGAUUUGCUGGGCAGGAGUUUGGCACGACUACUGGACGCCCCCGACGAUGUGGCUGGUUGGAUAUUGUUGCAUUACGAUACGCAUGUCAGAUCAACGGUUUUUCAGCAUUGAAUCUCACUAAGCUGGAUGUUUUGUCUGACCUUGAUGAAAUACAAUUGGGUGUCUCCUAUAAACAUGAGGAUGGCACUCCAGUCAAAUCAUUCCCAUCGGAUCUUCGUCUUCUCGAGCAAUUGAAGGUGGAAUAUGAAGCGAUUCCUGGAUGGAAGACUGACAUUUCUUCCAUUAGAAACUAUUCUGAUCUUCCAAGAGCUGCACAGUUGUAUGUAGAAAGGAUAGAAGAGCUUGUUGGUGUCCCUAUUCACUACAUUGGUGUUGGGCCUGGCCGUGAUGCCCUCAUAUUCAAAUGAUUUUUCACAUUGAUCUUCCAUGUCACUCACUAUAAGCAAGUUUAGAGGCUUUCUGCGUAGUUUUAUUCCCAUUUUGAUUUGGGCUGAAAGCACAUUUCUAGUGACUAGUGAGGAUUAGCUAUUUAAUGUACUAUUCUGUUAUUCAUCACGGCAUUUUUACCUCUUAAUUUUGCAGUACUGGGAGGAUGAGUUUUUGAAGUGAUAUGUAUGAUGAGAACAUCUGUUCUUAGUGUUAUUUAUGCAAUAGAAAAUAACGUUGUACUUUUAA
Trifolium pratense (red clover) is the source of this 1932-nucleotide messenger RNA. Its product is annotated as adenylosuccinate synthetase 2, chloroplastic. The record is from RefSeq and is a predicted model, not a curated record. NCBI's taxonomy places the organism in Eukaryota, Viridiplantae, Streptophyta, Magnoliopsida, Fabales, Fabaceae. Gene Ontology annotation, biological process: 'de novo' AMP biosynthetic process; IMP metabolic process. The transcript is spliced from 4 exons. Gene Ontology annotation, molecular function: GTP binding; adenylosuccinate synthase activity. Gene Ontology annotation, cellular component: cytoplasm. The coding region runs from base 207 to 1664 and encodes 485 amino acids.